Molecule: messenger RNA, 2928 nt
Organism: Melanaphis sacchari
Lineage: Eukaryota; Metazoa; Arthropoda; Insecta; Hemiptera; Aphididae
Gene: nvy
Product: protein CBFA2T1
Exons: 10
Coding region: 210-2120 (636 amino acids)
Biological process (GO): negative regulation of DNA-templated transcription; DNA-templated transcription
Cellular component (GO): nucleus
Molecular function (GO): transcription corepressor activity
Source: RefSeq, a predicted model, not a curated record
GCCGUGGACGGACAGCAGUCGUGGCGGCAUUACGCGCCCCGACACCGUGUACGCCGGUAGUUACGAGCACUUUCACCGCCGCCAACGCCGUCACCACGAUCUCGGACCACAGCAACAAUACACAUCGCUAUAAGAGUCUCGUUCAGUCUCGACACUCGUACAGCGUUAAUAUCAAUUGAUAAUUUUAUGUAUCAAACCAUCGGGACACUAUGAGGGCCAGCGGUUUUCAAAGGUUCGAUUCGUUCGCGAUGGAUAAUAAUUGCAGCAACGCACGCUGGCAGUUAAUGGAACCAAAAAUGAUAAAGGAAGAAGCGAUUGAACGGGAUUCUGGUAUUCUCACAGAUGAAACAGUUAUAAAUAACAACAAUAACAAAGAAUCCGCAUUCAGAAUUCACAUUCGUAAAUCAAAAAUCAAAUCCAAAGAUGCGGGCUUCUCGUCGACGUCCACUAGUGAUUCAUCGGGCGAACACUUGCUGAGCCCUACACACCCGUUACCGGCACGAAUCGAUGUUGAAUCUGAAAGUUCGAGUCCGCCGUCUGACACGUUCAGAAAUCACUCCAAACUCAAAAGAUUUCUUACUACUUUGGUGCAAUUCAGUGGACAGAUAUCGCCGCAGACUAGUGAACGAGUUAAGGGUCAGAUAUUCACCCUAGUGAAUAAUUUGAUAAGUGUUGAAGAAUUUCAUCAUAAUAUACAAGAAAUGACAAACUUUCCAUUACGACCAUUUGUACUGCCAUUUUUAAGGACUCACUUACCUUCACUACAACGUGAUCUACUAUUAAUGGCUCGUAACAACAAACAGACUUUAAGUCAGUACCUGAAACAGCACGAAAACGCGUACUUAGACAGAGAUUCGCAGGCCACCGAACCGUCAGAAAUCUUUCACCAGGUGGAGCGAGUCCCUCCGCCGUCACCAAUGCCACGCGAGAACAACAAUAACAGCAAUGGAAACAAUAACAACAGUAACAGUAGCAGUAACAACAACGGCAUCAUUGGAAACGGCCACAAACGACCGUAUCCAUUAGCCGACAGCUACUACGAAACCGGUGGUUACGCGGCCGACUUGGAGUACCAGCAACCGUGCGUCAAGCGUCCGAACCUCGGUUACGCCAUACCAUUCAUGUACCAUCAUCCACACCUUCACCCACAGGAACCACCACCACCUCCACCACUGCCACCACCUUCAUCUCACCCGUACAGCAUAUUGCCACUGCUACACAUACGCGAGGCGGAAGACCACAAGGGUCACGUAGAGGAUGAAUGGAAGAACAUACACGUGAUGUUGAAUUGUAUACUAAGCAUGGUGGAAAAGACAAAAAAAGCAUUGGGUAUACUCCAGGAGCGGGGCAUGACCGAUACGAGUUUUCCGGACUGGAACAGAAAGAAAUCGACGGAAGAAAUUUUGGCGCAAACAGUACGACAUACGGAAGAAAGGAUCGAAAUCAUCAAAAAGAAAGCUGAGGAUUCGAUGAAUGAGAUACGACAUCAGGCCAUGAUAGAGUUGCAAAAGCUCGUGUUGGCCGCAGAAAACAAAAUGAUUGAAUUAGUGGCCACAGAGAGAACAAAAAUGAGCAAUAACUGCAGGAAUUCAGGCACAGCCAGUUUACAGAUAUCGCCGUCGCUAAUUUCGCAAUAUAACAGCUGUUGGAACUGCGGUCGAAAGGCGAACGAGACGUGCAGCGGGUGCAAUACGGCGCAGUAUUGCAGUUCGUUCUGUCAGCACAAAGACUGGGAGACGCACCACCAGACGUGCUGCGUGCACUCGGCCGCUGCGGCCACGGCCACCACAACGGUCGAUGCGGCCUCGUCACCCGGUAAAAAACAACAACCGCCACCGCCGUCAUCAUCUUUGUCAUCGUCCACGACCGCCGCAUCGUCAUCGUCGGCUGCAGACGACCUAUCCACAAACCGAGCGCAAUCAACGGCAGCGACCAUACCGUCGUUGUCGUCAUCGUCGUCGUCCCUUAAGGCCGACGAACAUGCGUCGCAGCAGUCAUCGAAUGCCACUGCCACUGCCACUGCCACUGCGACAACAACCACCGUCACCACGACCACGACCACGUCGACUACCACGACGACGACUGCCGUCGGCUCGAAACAACAGCAGCAACAACAAUAGCAACUCGGCGGCGGUGACGUAGACGACGACGUCGACGAUGACUGUGACCCAGCCGCCGGACUCGCCGCUUCCCGUCGCCGUCACCGUCGUCGCCACCAUUACCGCCAAAACCUGCAUCGCAGACGAAUCGAAGCCGGCCUUCUGGCCUGCAGCACCACCGGUCUCGUAUCGCGGGAAUACUAUCAGUAGGGAAUUAUCGUCCACAUGCUAGCCAUCUCCUCGCAGAUACACUUGGUUAGACAUUUUCUGAAGUUUUAAAACACUUGUGAAGUCAUCUCCUCUUAUGUUACAAUAAUUGAUUGCUGGUUCGGCAAAAAAUGUCUCUCUACUGCGAACAUGCGUGUUCCUUAGAAAAAGACAUGAUGAUAUCGGAAACUGUGUGUGGGUCUAUCUCUAACAACAAAAUAGUCAGUCCCAUUCCUUUGACUCCCCCCCCCCGCUUCACUUAACGAGUAAUACCUGGUAAAAAUGCAUCUGUUUAUUAUGGCGCACUCUGCAUGUAUAUGUAUUGUUAUGCACACGCCACACAAUAUACUCAUCAAACCCAUAAAGCUUUCGUGUAUAUUUUGCCCUCUUGCACAUUUAGUAAUAGAUAUUAUUUAAACGAUUUGAAGGCAGGUAGAUAUAUUAAAACAAUUUUUUUCCGAUGAAAAAAUAUAAAAUCCUUUUCGAUUUUUAUUGUUAUAUAAGUUUUAUCCUUGGAAUAGUAUAUUGUUGACCUUUUAUCUAGGUAUGUUGAAUUCCACUUUAACUUUUAAUGAAUACAGUUUAAACGAUAAAUUACCUAUGUAUUUGAUUUUUACUUUAA